Molecule: messenger RNA, 3465 nt
Organism: Microthlaspi erraticum
Lineage: Eukaryota; Viridiplantae; Streptophyta; Magnoliopsida; Brassicales; Brassicaceae
Source: the annotation of a GenBank genome assembly
AUGGAUAUGACGACUGGUGUUUCUGGAAGGACCCGAUCGAAGACGGAAUCUUACAUGCGCGAUGAGAUAAAUAAAAGGAAAAGGAAUUCAGUGGGAAAUCAGUCCGGUUCCUCGGUAAAUUCGAGGGAAGAGAGGCAGAAGAGGAGAGCUUCUAUCCGCAAUGCUUGUUCUUCAUCAUCACCGCCGCCGGCGAAGUCGAAACGGCGCCGGAAUACGGCGAGCGAGGAUGACGACGGUGUCGAGUUCAUCAGAAUUAUCCAAAACCCAGAAGACAAGCGAGAGGAUGAGAACGAUGUCGUAUUGAUCGAAAUUAUCAAUCCAGAGGGUAAGCGAGAGGAUGAGGAUGACGAACUCCAGUGUCUCGGAACUAUCAAUCCAGAAGGUAAGCGAGAUAACGAACAUGUAGAACAUGUAGUUUCUGCUUCAGUGAUUGCUCCUAGUUUAGAGUCGAGAUCGCCUGAUCCCGAUAGGGAUUGUGAUUUUGCAGUAGAUAAUGCGGAUUCGAAGGUUGAGAAGGAAGCUUCUAUUUUAACCCCUUCUUCUCCAGAUGAAGAUCUCGUUUGUCUGGGAAGUACCUUUAGAGAGAAAGAACAUGUAGAGGAUCACAAUGUCGAUAUGGUUAUAGAUGUUUCUGUUAAUGAUGCGAAUUCGAGUGGUGAGAAGGAAACUUCUACUUCUCUGCCCCCUUCAGCUCCUGCUGAUGAUGAUGGUGAUGAUGAAGAUGUUGUUUUUAUGGGAUUUAUUCCUCCAGAGGAAGAACAUGUCGAUGAUACUGAUUUGAUUGCUGAGGAGAAGACAUCACCUCUGGAGAUUUCGGAGUCGAGUUCUUGCGAAGAAGGUUCUGCUGAGGAACUAGGGACUGAUUCAAGCGAUGAAGAUGCUGAUUCUGAUUCAUCCGAUUACGUAAAGGAAAGUUCAGAUUCUUCUUAUGCAGAGAGUUCUGAUAGUGACUUCGAUGAUUCUUCUGAGGAGGAUGAGGCUGGUAGUGCCAGAGAUACUGCUAAAGGCAAGAAGAUCCAUAGUGAAAAAGUAUAUACCGGGGAGAAGCGGAAGCGGAAGAGGAGUUCUCCUAUUGAGAAUAACUUGGAUUUAGUUAAUCUGCUUGCAAAAUCUAUUUGGGAGAGAACGAAAAUUUUCGAGGAGGAAGAAGACAGCAUCUGCUCCGGGGAUGAAACAGCAGAGGUUGUUUCUAGAGAAGACCCUAUAGCUAGAGAAGAUCAUAUGGCUAGAGAGAGCGUAGGUGAGAAGGUAUAUGAACAGCGGAAGCGGAAGAGAUCUCAUAGGGAGAAAGCGAAGAACCACAAGAAAGUAGAUUUGAGUUUUGAUGGUGGCGAGACACUAUGGGAAACGCCUCCUUUAAACCUGAGAUUUGGCUGUGACUGUGAGGAUCCUAUGCCAAUUGAGAAAACAGAAGAGGAGGAAGAAAUAGCCAAUUUGUGGGCAGACAUGGCUUUAGCUCUGACAUUGGAAGGAGUACACUCAUCUACUCCUGCUAAAAAGGGAGCUGUGUCAUGUAUCAAUGGGAUGCAUGACUUCGGCCUUGAUGAGGAAAUCGGGCUGAAAUGCCGCCACUGUUCUUAUGUGUCUGUCGAGAUCAGAGACAUCUCACCAGCCAUGGACAAGAAUCGUUCUAAUGUUUAUGAGAAGAAGACACGGAAUGACAGAAAGGGUGAGCCUUUACUUAACGGGCUGGAGUUUGAAGCUUCAGAUCAAAGCAGUCAUGUUGCCUCUUUGGAUGAUAACACACAAGGAACUGUCUGGGAAUACAUCCCCGGCGUCAAAGAUACUUUGUACCCACACCAACAAGAAGGCUUUGAAUUUAUCUGGAAGAACUUAGCAGGGACAACGAAGCUCGACGAGCUGGAGAGCUCAGCGAUAAAGGAAAGUGGCGGAUGCAUUAUGUCGCAUUCGCCUGGAACUGGUAAGACGCGCUUGACCAUCGUCUUUCUCCAGUCAUACUUGGAACGGUUUCCAGAUAGCCAUCCUGUGGUCAUAGCUCCGGCAAGUCUACUGCUUACAUGGGAAGAAGAGUUCAAGAAAUGGAACGCAAACAUUCCGUUUUACAACUUGGGCAGUCAGGAGUUCUCAGGGCAGGAGAUCCAAUCAGCUGUGGCACAUCUAAAGGGAAACAAGAACCAUAACAAGAAUUCCGUCCGCAUGGUUAAGCUGUACUCUUGGAGGAACAAGAAAAGCAUUCUUGGAGUUAGCUACAAUCUGUACGAGAAGCUCGCUAGUAAUAAGAACGCCAGUGAAAAGCCGGAGUUCGGAAAGAUGUUGCUGGAAUUGCCGGGGCUGAUGGUCCUUGACGAAGGCCACACACCGAGGAACAAGAACAGUCAGAUCUGGCAAGUGCUUUGCGAAGUCAAAACGGAGAAGCGUAUCAUUCUUUCAGGGACACCGUUCCAGAACAAUUUCAAGGAGCUUUCCAACGUCUUAUGCCUGGCGAGACCUGCUUACAAAGACAAGAUUUCUUCGAGGCUCCAGGAUCUUAGCAAGCUGAGCCAAGAAGGGAGAAACGGGAGGUUUGAUGAAGAAGUUGGAAUUGUGGAGCUUAAAGAUAUGAUUGCUCCUUUUGUGCAUGUCCACAAAGGAAACAUCCUUCGAGAAAGCCUUCCAGGUCUAAGAGACUGCGUUGUGGUGUUGAACCCGCCUUUUAUACAAGGGAAAAUCCUCAGCAGAAUCGACCUUGCUCAAAACACGUUUGAGCUUGAGCACAAGCUCUCAGCUGCUUCCGUACACCCAUCUCUGUACUUGUGCUGCACUCCGACGAAGAAGGAGGACAUGUGCAUUGGCCAGAGGGUACUGGCAACCCUGGAGAAGAUCAAACUCGACUCCAAGGAAGGUGCGAAAACGAGGUUCUUGAUCGACUUCAUCUGCUUAAGCGAGACUUUGAAAGAGAAAGUGUUGGUGUUUAGCCAAUACAUCGACACUCUGAAGCUGAUCAGUCACCAGCUCAGUGCUGUACUUCGCUGGACUGAAGGGGAAGAGAUUCUCUUCAUGCAUGGCCAACUCGAACAGAAAGAGAGACAGCACAUCAUCAACAACUUCAACAAACCAGACAGUGCAUCUAAAGUGCUACUUGCAUCGACGAAAUCUUGCUCCGAGGGUAUUAAUCUCGUCGGCGCUUCGAGAGUUGUGCUUCUCGACGUCGUUUGGAACCCUUCCGUUGAGAGGCAAGCCAUAAGCCGAGCUUACAGGAUUGGUCAAAAGCGGGUUGUCUACACUUACCAUCUCAUGGUGAAAGGCACGACCGAGUGGGACAAGUACUGUAAGCAAACCAAGAAACAUCGCAUAUCCGAAAUGGUCUUCACUUCCACCGACGAGAAGGAUAAGCUGAUUAGCAAGGAAGUUGUUUCUGAAGAUAGAAUCCUCGACGAGAUGGUUCGGCAUGAGAAGCUCAAAGACAUGUUUGAGAAGAUACUUCAUCGUCCAAAGGAGUCUGAUAUGUUCACCAACGUACUCUGA